AUGGCACCAGCUCUCCACCCAGCUGCCAUGGCUGCCAUGGCCGCAAUGGCUUCUUCAGCUUCAGCUUCAACACCGAAACAACAAGCUCCACCGCGUCAACCACUCCGCAAGAAGCGAAAAAAUAGAUCACCGAUCGUGGCGCGACUGGUGGUUGAUGAGCUCCGUGGCGAUGUCGGAUAUGUCUCUGAGGAUAUCUGGAGAGAUGUGUUUGGGUUCAUCAAGCAGGAGCCUAAGAAGCCCGAGCAACAUCCUGAGAUUAUCAAUGGGGAAACAAUCAUGAUUGAUGAUGAGGAGCCCGAAGAAGAACCAAUACCCCCGACCCUCCACAUCGCCGUAACACCUCUCAGCUCAGCGCGCGAAGCAGCUUCCAAAAAAUGGUCUAUCUUCCCCGUGACCUUCCUUCCCGAUAGCUCGCAAUUUAUGCGCCUCGCGCCCUCAACAAUCAUGCUCCCUAAUACUAUGACUCUUCCCCCACAGCUUUCCGCAGCUGGUGAAAAGGGCGCGAAAGCCCUCGGGGUGCUCGUAAUGGAUGUAGUCCCUGUAGGCAUAGAAACCGUGAUCGUGAACGUCCGCGUUCCGGCCAAUAUGACCUCGCAGUACGACCAAGACCUCGAAGACCGUGUUAAGGAGGCACUGGCGACGCAGAAAAUUGUCCGCGCAGGAGACGAGCUACCGUUGCGGUAUGCACAUGGAAGGAUUGAGAGAGGCCAAGCAAAGAUUGAAAUCUGUGAGCCAGUGGAGCAGGGGUUGAUAUUGAAGGAGACGAAAAUAGUAAUUUUGAAAGAGAGAGAGAGUAUGCAGAGAAAACAACGAGCUGCGGUCGAUGGGAUUACAGUUUUAGGUGGUGGACGCGAGCAUGAUGGGGGCUCUGAAGGUGAAGAUUUAGGUGACGAGGACGAAGGCGACUUAGAGUUUUCCACAUUCUUGUCUUUGCCCAGUCCGGGGCCCAUCUCUUACUCGAGUAUGAACUCGACGCCAUACAUGCGCAAUGGGUCCAUUUCUCCAAACUCGAGUUUACAGUCGAGCUCGGGCGGACAAGGGAAGGAAUUUAAGACCCAGUCGCUCACAACCCCGAUACCGUCGGGGCUUCUAUUCCCCAAACCAAAGGACUACGAUGAUGAUGAAGCACGAGUUUUUGUAAAAGUAGGAGAUUUGGCAAAGUUGGGCUGCUUCUCUGGUGACUGGGUUAGGAUAUCAAUUCCAUCACCACCUGUAGAGGGCACUGCUGCAACGUCAAUCAGGACUGCCGCCGAAGCGGUAGCACGGGGGCGUGGGCUAGCAGUUCCUACAGGGAGAGUUGUAAACGGAAGUAGGCCGGUCUCGCGGAAUCAGCGUGAUAAUUCCUCAAUGCGGAGCGACGACGCAGAACUUGGACGCCCGGUAAAGAUCUACUCGCUUCCUGAGGGUUGGGAAAGCUCUUCAACCAACGAAAAGAAGAAGAAAAGGCGUAGUGAGAAAGGAAAAGAGAUGGAGAGUGAGCUAAAAAAGGAAGUUAGUGUCGUCUACCUUUCGCCUAUCCUCCUUGCAAACAUCUCCCCUUCAGUAUCAAUGGCUCCGGAGGUUGUAUUAUCACCAUUUGAGAUGCCCACCAAGUCUCUACGUGAUCCGGGCCCUACUUCUCCUCCUCCGGCCAAGGAGGUCACACUACUACGCAUCGCAUCACCUACCUCAACAGACCGGGCACUUCAACCUUCGCUCCUACUUCAACUAAAGUCCUACUUUGAGUCCUGCCGGCGAAUCGUGAAGAAAGGCGACGUCAUUGGUGUCGGAAUUGACGAAGUCCUAGCUAGAAGUCUCUACGGAGAUAGCGGUGAAGACGGCAUCACGGAAGAACUUCUCACUGGUAACGUUGAAGAAGGUAAAGGCGGUAAGAAGACCUGUGUCGCUUGGUUCAAAGUCGGCAAUAUUGUCUCUACCUCCGACGAUAACCCGGGCGACCGAAGUCCGAUUGGCCGCCGAGGUACAGACCGAAAAGAAGCAGCAGAAGAGAGUGCAUGGGGUGGUGUAGUGUUUGUCGACCCGGCAACUACGCGUAUGGUGCAAGCUGGCUCAGAGAAGCGGAAGAUUCCACCUACAAUGUCCUCGACAUGGGAGUAUUACCUUAGGUUGUCGCCGCCACCAGUUAGGUUGGCUAUUGAACAAAACAAGCCCUCUGCAUUGGUUUUCCCAAACCGCUAUAUUAAUCAGACGCAGCGGCGGUUAAGGGAGCUGGUAUCUGCAGCCACAUCUCCAAGGGCCAUACAGCUGGGGUUGCAGCCUAUUGCAAUUCUACUCACAAGUACACAAAGAGCAAUCGGUAAGAGGACGAUUGCAAUGAGGGCGGCAUCGGACGUGGGAGUUCAUGUUUUCCAUAUUGAUGCGUACGACAUCAUUUCAGACGGCGGUUCGGGGGAUGUUAAAACAGAGGGAUUCCUUAGGGCAAGAGUGGAUCGAGCUCUAACGUGUGGAAAAGAGAGCUGUAUUUUACUCUUGUCCCAUAUUGAGGCCCUUACUGCGGCGAAAAUGGGCGAGGUCUUGAAGGAUAUCGUCGGCCAGUUCAGGAUUGUUGUUGCGACUACCACAGAAGUGGACAAGCUGUCUGACAACGUACGCAAUGUUUUCACGCAUGAGAUGGACGUUGGUGCACCUGAUGAAAAGGAGAGAGCAGGGCUCUUGGAGGCAAUUGUCGAUGAGCGAAGAGUUAGACUUGGGAAAGAGGUUGAGCUUAGUGGUGUCGCAGUCAAGACUGCAGCUUUAGUAGCCGGCGAUUUAGUCGACGUCGUCGAGCGAGCUGUCGCAGCUAGCGGUGAGCGAGUCUCAAAAUUAGCAAAGAAAUGCCGCGCAAGAAUAAAGAACACGGGAUCUGUCGAGGGGAUAAUUACGAUCCAAGAUCUCGAGAUCGCUGGAGGCGAUGAAGCAACUAGCAUCCUCAAAUGCGAUUUCGAAGUCGCAGUCGAAGCUGCGCGCCGUAAUUUCGCUGAUUCUAUUGGCGCUCCAAAGAUCCCUAACGUGUCUUGGGACGACGUUGGAGGACUUGCUAACGUUAAGAGCGCCGUUAUGGAGACUAUUCAGCUACCACUCGAGCGGCCAGAGCUCUUUGCGAAGGGUAUGAAGAAGCGCUCCGGGGCCGAAUUGCUGAACAUGUACAUCGGAGAGUCCGAGGCCAAUGUACGCCGUGUCUUCCAACGUGCACGUGACGCAAGACCUUGCGUGGUAUUUUUCGAUGAGUUGGAUUCAGUCGCGCCCAAGAGGGGUAACCAGGGUGAUUCUGGCGGUGUUAUGGAUCGUAUUGUGUCCCAGCUGUUGGCAGAGCUGGAUGGUAUGAGUGAAGGUGCUGAGGGAAGUGGUGGUGUUUUCGUGAUUGGAGCGACCAACAGGCCCGAUUUAUUGGAUGCAGCACUACUUAGGCCGGGAAGAUUCGACAAGAUGUUAUACUUGGGUGUCAGUGAUACACAUGAUAAGCAACUGACCAUCUUGGAGGCGCUGACAAGGAAGUUCGCGCUUCACCCUACGCUUUCGCUGAGAAGAAUAGCGGAGACUUUACCAUUUACGUAUACCGGUGCAGACUUGUACGCGCUGUGUUCUGACGCAAUGCUGAAAGCGAUCACUCGUCAAGCCGGAAGAGUAGAUGAAAAAAUUAGAAUCCUCAAUAGUCAGAGUGGUGAGAGUAUGAGCACGGCCUACUUUUUUGACCACGUUGCAACUGAAGAAGAUACUACUGUGCUUGUCGAAGAGGGCGACUUUGAAGAGGCGAAGAACGAACUCGUGGGGAGUGUUAGUGCCAAAGAACUCGAGCAUUACCAACGCGUGCGCGAACAGUUCGAAAAGGCUGAAGACGACGAAAGCAAAAAGAAGUCCCAAAACAAAGUGAAAAGCAAGGCGAUUGAAAUGAGCGUGGAUGAAAUGCCAGUCUACGACAACGGCAAAGCUCUCUUACUCGACAGAUCUGGGCAACCCCUUGCAGACUCAGGUCUUCGCGCACGUCUCCAGCUUGAUCUUGGCAGCGACACUGGCCCGGCUACUGGAGAGUGGGAAGACUCUGCAGCUGGUGAUGACGAAGAGCUUUAUGGCGGGGGUUCGUGA
Messenger RNA from Morchella importuna, 4062 nucleotides. RefSeq lists its product as uncharacterized. The record is from RefSeq and is a predicted model, not a curated record. Gene Ontology annotation, cellular component: peroxisomal membrane; cytosol. Gene Ontology annotation, biological process: protein import into peroxisome matrix. Gene Ontology annotation, molecular function: ATP hydrolysis activity; ATP binding. The transcript is spliced from 5 exons. Lineage: Eukaryota; Fungi; Ascomycota; Pezizomycetes; Pezizales; Morchellaceae. Bases 1 to 4062 code for a protein of 1353 amino acids.